Messenger RNA from Diceros bicornis minor, 1767 nucleotides. It is a transcript of the gene CAPZA2, whose product is annotated as capping actin protein of muscle Z-line subunit alpha 2. Lineage: Eukaryota; Metazoa; Chordata; Mammalia; Perissodactyla; Rhinocerotidae. Gene Ontology annotation, molecular function: actin filament binding. Gene Ontology annotation, cellular component: actin cortical patch; F-actin capping protein complex. The transcript is spliced from 10 exons. Bases 115 to 975 code for a protein of 286 amino acids. Gene Ontology annotation, biological process: actin cytoskeleton organization; barbed-end actin filament capping. The record is from RefSeq and is a predicted model, not a curated record.
GGCCCCUCCCUUGGCGGGGGCGCGCGGCGCGAAGGACUGCACGGAAAGGGGGAAGUCAGGUGGCCGGUGCCGCCGCCGCCGCCGCCGCCGCCGCGGUUUGUCGCCAGAAGGAAAAUGGCGGAUCUGGAGGAGCAGUUGUCUGAUGAGGAGAAGGUGCGUAUAGCAGCGAAAUUCAUCAUUCAUGCCCCUCCUGGAGAGUUUAAUGAGGUGUUUAAUGAUGUUCGGUUACUGCUUAAUAAUGAUAAUCUUCUCAGGGAAGGAGCAGCCCAUGCAUUUGCACAGUAUAACUUGGACCAGUUUACCCCAGUAAAAAUUGAAGGUUAUGAAGAUCAGGUAUUGAUAACAGAACAUGGUGAUUUGGGAAAUGGAAAGUUUUUGGAUCCAAAAAACAGAAUCUCUUUCAAAUUUGAUCACUUAAGAAAGGAAGCAACUGAUCCAAGACCGUAUGAAGCAGAAAAUGCAAUUGAAUCCUGGAGAACUUCAGUAGAAACUGCUCUUCGAGCUUAUGUAAAAGAACAUUAUCCAAAUGGAGUCUGCACUGUAUAUGGUAAAAAAAUAGAUGGACAGCAAACUAUUAUUGCAUGCAUAGAAAGCCAUCAGUUCCAAGCAAAAAACUUUUGGAAUGGUCGUUGGAGGUCAGAGUGGAAGUUUACAAUCGCUCCUUCAGCCACUCAGGUGGUUGGCAUCUUGAAAAUUCAGGUUCAUUAUUAUGAAGAUGGUAAUGUUCAGCUAGUGAGUCAUAAAGAUAUACAGGAUUCCUUAACAGUGUCUAAUGAGGUACAAACAGCAAAAGAAUUUAUAAAGAUUGUAGAAGCUGCAGAAAAUGAAUACCAGACUGCCAUCAGUGAGAAUUAUCAGACAAUGUCGGACACUACUUUUAAAGCCUUACGUCGACAGUUGCCAGUUACACGCACUAAGAUUGAUUGGAACAAGAUCCUUAGCUACAAGAUUGGCAAAGAGAUGCAGAAUGCAUAAGAUGAACAUUGCAUGACCGGAUCAUUUUAGUGUCUUUGCGUUUUAAAAAAAAAUCAUUACAAAAGUAUUCAGAACUGUCAAGCUACCCAGUCAGAUGGGCUGUUGCCAUUUAAAAUCACUGUAAUUAAUUAGUUUGGUUAGAGCACAAAGCUUAGCUAAUCAACCAUUAUUUUUCAUUUCUUUUGUUCAAAGAGGAUUGAAAAUCAGUUUAGUUUAAAUGUCUUUUACUUUCUGUUAUUCCUUUCUUUCUUACAAUGAAGAGAUGAUUCCUCGAGUUUAAUGUUAAAAGUUUUUGAAGUGUUUCAAAAAUAUUUUACUUAUCGUAACCCUAAAAUUGUUUUUUGGUUUAUGAAGUGGGUAACUUUUGAUAUUUGCCCAGUUCUUUUUAAUGGGGUCAAUAAUGGACAUUCUAGUUUAAGGUGGUUGAUGGAUUUAGCCAUAUAUGCUGCUAAAGAAAUUGUCUACCUUUUCCCCCUCACCUCUUCCAUUUAUGUAAGAUUGAGAUUAGAGGGAAAGCAUUUUCUAUAUGAAUUGUGUUUAAACCUUUCAAGAAGGUUAUUUAGCUAGCUUAGUGUUUAACUAAACUUUUUUUAAACAAAGCCAAGGUCUAAUGCUGUUUUGAGAUUCUGAAAUUAAAUGAAAAUACUUAUUUCAGAAAUGCAUUUAAUGCUUUUUUCUUGUGACAGUUACGCAAAUUAGCUUGAAUUCCAUAUGUCCCUGGGUUAUUUUUAUCAUAAAGCCACAAAUGUAUUAUAACAAGGCAAAUUGUAAUAUAUAUAAUCCUGAACUCAU